UUGUCGAUAUACAACACAAUAUUGUUACUUACAAAAAAAUGUAAUUUUGCUAUAAAAAAGGUGGAAAUUGCAAUAACUUUGCAAUAACAACUUGAGAAGGAGCAAAGGACUAAAUUACCAGAAACGAUUUUAAAUGUUUCUUGGUCUCAAAAUGGGGAUCAGACAGUGGAAACAGUUAAGAAUGUUUUAUAUAGCAGCAAUUCUAUUGAAUGUCAUUGUCUACGCUUCAUCAAGAAAAAAGCCCCAUAUUGUCAUAAUACUUGCGGAUGAUCUGGGUUGGGACGACGUCAGCUUUCAUGGAUCGCCCCAGAUCCCAACUCCCUACAUCGACCAUCUGGCUAACAAUGGUGUCAUACUGAACAACUACUACGUYUCUCCCAUGUGUACCCCCUCUAGGGCAUCGAUUAUGACGGGCAAAUACCCAAUACAUUUAGGUAUGCAGCACUUUGUGAUAUAUGCAGCACAGCCGUAUGGAAUACCGCUKGAYGARAUCACUCUACCGCAGUAUCUAAAAACACAGGGAUACCGCACAGCGGGUGUUGGCAAGUGGCAUCUAGGAUUUUUUACCAAGGAAUAUACUCCCGUAUACCGGGGAUUUGACUCGUUCUACGGCUUUUGGAAUGCGAAGACUGAUUACUGGAACCAUACAUCAUACGAGAAUAAUUUCUGGGGUAUAGACAUGAGAAAUAAUAUGGAGCCAGUAGCCACCGACAGCGGUGUAUACGGUACCGAGUUAUUCACAAGAGAAGCUGUUAACGUUAUCCAUAAUCAUGAUGUWAAUCAACCUCUCUUCUUGUACUUGGCACACCAAGCAGCUCAUUCWGCCAAUCCCAACCAACCUUUACAAGCGCCACAAGACAAAAUCAACAGAUUCACAGAUAGCAUUCAGCAACACCAGCGCCGAGUGUAUGCUGGGAUGGUGACRUCACUGGAUCAAUCUGUUGGUGAUAUUUUUACUGCUUUGAUGAAAAAACGUAUGCUGCGGGAUACUGUGAUCAUCUUCUCUACUGAUAAUGGUGGUGCCCCACAUGGAUUCAACUGGAAUAUGGGUUCSAAUUAYCCUCUCCGAGGCGGUAAAGACAUGAUGUGGGARGGAGGUGUMAAGGGAACAGCUUUUGUCUAUAGUGACCUUAUUGAGCAAAAAGGGCGUGUCAGCCAUGAUUUGAUCGACAUUACCGACUGGGUACCUACUAUAUAUCACCUUGCUGGAGGGAGUGCUGACCUGCUUCACCCUCACAUGGACGGCAAGAAUGUAUGGGACACCAUUUCUAGUGGAGCACCAUCACCAAGAGACGAGAUAUUGCACAAUAUCGACCCAUGGCGUAAGUUYGAGGCUUUACGAAAGGGUCGUUAUAAGCUAGUUGUGGGUAUGGACGACAGCUAUCAAGUCGGGUGGCAUCCAAGAUACAAAGGCACGCCACUAGACAAUCUACCUCAGCCAAAAACACUCCCAAACGCUGUCAUAAAGUGUGGCCAUUGGGACAAAAGCAAAAUGUGUGAUUCAAGCGAUGGGAAGGCAUGCUUAUUCGACAUAGAAAAUGAUCCCUGCGAAUAUCACGAUAUAUCAAACGAAUUUCCCGAAGUCGUUCAACAGUUAAAGGAUCGUCUCGACCACUAUCGUAGCACAGCACGUCCGGUCUGGUACCCAAACAUAGACAAYAAUGCUAAUCCWGSCAAAUUCGGAGGUUUUUGGGGCCCAUGGAGAGAGCUUAAAGACAACAGUAGUGUWSUAAAUACGUGGGAAGCUGUUUGGAGACUUCAGGAUGUGGAAAAACAGAUCCGUUCAGAUAAUAAAGCCUCUUUUAGAAAGAACGAAAGAGUUAGGGCGCAUGCCAAACCUGGCGCCAAYGGAGCGAUUGAUUUAGCAUUCCAAAGGAAGCCCAAUCAUGAGGAUAUUUUAGAGGAAGAACCGCUGACAGAAGAAGCGACUGAGGACGAGAUUGUGAAACCGCUGACCUGGGCUCCUAACAAACCUGUUAAGAUUAUGUACAGUUUGAAACCUAAAAACAGAGUCGACCGAUAUUAUUAUCACAAAUUCGACUAAUGCACACUGAAUAUGAUGACAAAGACACUUUACUGGACACUUGUCGUUGAUGUCAGAUAAACGAAGAAAGAUGGAAAUAGUCUCAUUCAAGUCACACGACCAGUGAGCUUGUAUCAACAGAUAUCGGAGUGAAUAGAGCGGAUUUCGUAUGAGUGGGACACCGUUACCGCACGGUUACCGCACAGUUACCGGACCUGGCCUGCACAAUUUUGUUGAACCAAUGGGGCACUAGAAUUUGGUUACAGUACGAUUACGGUCACAGUACAGUACCGUCCGUUUCCCACUCAUACGAAAUCCGCUCUAAUUUUCAUAAAUGAAAAGAUYUAUAUCCAUCAUUCUUACAAGCUCACUAGAGCAGUUUCCUUUAGAUAAAAAGAAAACAUGUUUAUACUAUUUUGAAGAUGGCGCAGUGAACACUAAAGGCCGGAGACUAAAAUUUUUAGUUGACUGCAAUUGGUCAAUUUGAAAACAAACUUAAAUAUAAUCAAAAUUUUUAAAACAAAAUUUGAAUAAAAAUGUACAUGCCGAAAAGUGUCCGCAAAAGGAUACAAUUAAUGAUAAUUAUCAUUGAAACCAUCUAAUUAAAAUACAUCCAUUUGUCCAUUGUCGAYCAGUAAGUCCCAUGGUCUUGUAAGGGUCCCAUUUUGCGAACUUGAUUGACCAUUACGCCACCUGCUUAACUUCACUAAUUGACUAAAAUCUCUUGAGAAUGUCCUUUGUUUUUGAUUAAGAUAGCAAUUCCACUGACUAAGAUGAUGGUAUGGAUUUAUUUAGCUGUUUAAGGUAAAGUUUAAUAUUUAUUUCCUGAUUAUUAUGGUAUAUUUGAUGAUGAAAGUAACAUGUCCCAUUCAGUAAGUUUGAAUGUUUGCGCCAGUGAAUUUAAGCGUGAUAGAUUUUAAACAAAACAAAUAGGUWCGGAAACAUUGAAAUA
This is a messenger RNA of Exaiptasia diaphana, 2975 nucleotides long. RefSeq names its product arylsulfatase B. Lineage: Eukaryota; Metazoa; Cnidaria; Anthozoa; Actiniaria; Aiptasiidae. Bases 134 to 2044 code for a protein of 636 amino acids. The record is from RefSeq and is a predicted model, not a curated record. The transcript has 10 exons.